CGAAGCACGCACGCACGGAUCCUGUUCCACUGCCCCACCGCAGCACCAUCACAAACAACCUUCACCUCACUUUCCCACUCUUGGAUCCCUAAGUCCACCGCUGCCGCCGCCGCGCCGCCGUUCCCAUGCUCUGUCCUCCCCCUGAGAUGCGACAAUCGUGCUCGAGCGCAAGGAGAAGCCCCUCAACACGCGUCGCUCCUCGCGGAUAGAGAGCAUGCCCGACGCGGGGACGCAAGGCGCUGCAGCCUCGGUGGCGGCUGCCGCUGGGGCCACAGCGGCCGGCGAUGGAGCCGAGAACGGCCGCCACAGACAUCGAACGCAGCAGGCGGAUGCGGAGAGGCCAGAGACAACCGCUAACCCAUCCCAAAGCUCCGGCUCCGGCGUAUUGGAUAAGUUGUUUGGAAAGAGGCUGCUGCAGGCUGGCAGACACGUCAUGUCUCAUAAGUCUUGGAUGAAGACGGUGCCCACAGAAAACUGUGACGUCCUCAUGACAUUUGCAGAUACGACAGAUGAUCACACGUUGCUAUGGCUACUCAACCACAUCCGGCUGGGAAUUCCAGAGCUCAUCAUCCAAAUCCGUCAUCAUAAGCGUACGCGGGUCUACGCGUUCUUCGUCACCGCCACCUAUGAGAACUUGUUGCGAGGCGCCGAAGAAAUGGGCCUGAGGAAAGCGGUGAAGCCCGAGUUUGGAGCAGGAACACGGAGCUUCUCCUGUGAGGAGGACUACAUCUAUGAGAACAUCGAGAGCGAGCUGUGCUUCUUCACCUCGCAGGAGAGGCAGAGCAUAAUUAAAUACUGGCUGGAUAAUCUACGUGCCAAACAUGGAGAGGUGCUUCACAAUAUCAAUUUCCUGGAAGGUCAACCAAUCAUUCCGGAGCUGAGUGCACGAGGUGUGAUCCAGCAGAUGUUUCCCCUUCACGAACAGCACGUCCUGAGUCACUUAAUGACGUCUUGGGUCCAGGCCGUUUGUGAGAAACAGCCUUUAGAUGAUAUCUGUGACUACUUUGGUGUGAAGAUAGCCAUGUACUUUGCCUGGCUGGGUUUUUACACCACUUCUAUGUUGUACCCUGCUGUGAUCGGAUUUGUACUGUGGAUGCUCACCGAGUCGGAUCAGACGAGCCGUGACAUCUGCUGCGUGGUCUUUGCGCUUUUCAACGUGGUGUGGGCCACUUUGUUCCUGGAACGGUGGAAGAGGAGAGGUGCCGAGCUGGCGUACAAAUGGGGAACUCUGGACACGCCUGCCGAAUGCCUGGAGGAACCGCGUCCUCAGUUCCGGGGAGUCAAGCGCUGUAGUCCUGUCACAGGACGUGAGGAGUUCUACUACCCGCCUUGGCGGAGACGUGUGUUCCGGUGGCUGGUCAGCUUGCCCAUCUGUCUUCUGUGUCUCUGUUUUGUCUUCCUGGUUAUGCUCAUCUGUUUUGAGCUACAGGAGUUUGUGAUGGGGAUCAAGGAAAUGCCUCGGCUGGCUCGCUUCAUCCCGAAGAUAAUGCUCGCUAUCACUGUGACUGCGUGUGAUGAGGUCUACAGGAAAAUUGCUUGCUGGCUCAAUGACAUGGAAAACUAUCGACUCCAGAGUGCCUAUGAGAAAAAUCUCAUCAUCAAAAUGGUUCUUUUUCAGUUCGUAAAUUCAUAUCUCAGCCUUUUUUACAUUGGAUUCUACCUCAAAGACAUGGAGCGGCUCAAAGAGAUGCUGGCCACUCUGCUCAUCAUACGCCAGUUCCUUCAAAACGUGAAGGAGGUGCUGCAGCCUUACGUGUACGAGCGCCACAAGUUGGGCGAGCUGACUUUGCGAGCCCUGUGGGACCUGUCGCUCUCCGUGCUGCUGAAAUACGCCAGGCUGGCUGCUGGAAAAGCACAGGCCGCGCCCACCGACGCGGCCAUGCCGGGAUCUGGUCUGAGGGGCACCAGGCCCGGGUCGGGGCACACGGACAAAAGGGAAAAGAAGUGUUUGAACGGGGGGUGCGGGGUGCCCGACGAGGAGGAGAGCGGCGAGAGGGACGAGGCUGACAGCGGGAGGUUCAGCGAAGGAGAAACCGAGGAUGAGAAUCUGAUCGAUUGCGGUUUGAAACUGAGGAAAGUCAGCUUUAUAGAGAAGCUGGACAGGAGGCCGCUACACAGCGGGGACAAUAGUUUUAUGGAGGAAGGGAGCCCAACCAUGGUGGAUAAAGGAAUGGAGCCGACCUCUGUGUUUUCAGUGUGCGACGACGAGUUUGAUAAUGGCGUCCAUGACGUGAAGGAGGCAGGUGGGGGCGUGGCGCAGUCUGAGGGAAUCAACCACGCCGCUGCCGCUGUUCCGCCUGCCUCCAGGAGCGAGAACAGCGCACCGUUGCGAAAUCGGAGAAGAGGCCGCAGCACAGAGCGGGGCGAAGUGACGGCAAAGAGGGAAUCGUGGAUCGACCCUCCGGAAGUGAAGGAGAGCGCCACGCUUACUCGGGCGGAGAUAGAGAGCUGCAUGCAGACUUACGAGGACACUUUCCAGGACUACCAGGAGAUGUUUGUCCAGUUUGGCUAUGUGGUGCUGUUCUCCUCGGCUUUCCCGCUGGCUGCCCUGUGCGCGCUUCUCAACAACAUCAUCGAGAUCCGCAGCGACGCCUUCAAGCUGUGCACGGGUCUGCAGAGGCCCUUUGGUCUCCGAGUGGAGAGCAUUGGCCAGUGGCAGUCUGCGAUGGAAGCCAUGGGUCUGAUCGCCAUCAUUGUCAACUGUUACCUGAUUGGUCAAUGUGGUCAGCUGCAGCGCCUCUUCCCCUGGCUCAGCCCUGAGAUGGCCAUCAUCUCCAUUGUCCUCCUCGAGCACUUUGCCGUCCUCUUGAAGUAUGUCAUCCACGUGGCCAUUCCUGACAUUCCAACAUGGGUCAAAGAGGAGAUGGCUAAACUGGAUUAUCAGCGCAGGGAGGCCUUUAAGAAACACGAGCGUCAGGCUCAGCAGCACUACCAGCAGCUGCAGAGGAAGAAACGGGAGGAGGAGGAGAGGCAGAGGCAAGUGGAGCACAUGGCCCGCAGAGAAAGAGACAGGGAUGACGGCAAGGGAGACGCGGCCGGGGAUCACCACCACGACAAAAGCCACAGCGGCAAAUCGCGCCCUGCCAGCGGCGCCGGCGGCGGGACGGACAAGCCCAAGAGGCCCAGCUCGCUCUUGGCCAACAACAACGUGAUGAAGCUCAAACAGAUCAUACCGCUGCAGAGUAAGUUCUCCUCAGGUGGCGCCCGCUCCCCUCAGUCGCCCACCGAAGCAAAACUGCCAGGGUUCCUCAGCUUCAAAUUCCUCAAAUCGCCCGAGAAUAAGAAGGAGGCCGCCACCAACGGUACAUCUGCAUCAUCAUCAUCAUCCUCAUCAUCAGGUAGCAGCUCGCAGGAGCGUUCUCAGUCACCCAGCAAAGCCUUCAACCCUGGCAAAUUGUUUAAUUUCGGAAAACCCGAAGCGGGGACUUGCAUCAACGGCGCGCCGCCGCCCAGAUCCGGGGAAGGAUCCUCGGCGGCAGAGAAACCGGCCUCCAGGUCCGACUUGAACGGUAUCCCGGACGAAAUCCCCUCUCCUGGCGGGGAGGGGUCAGAGGACAGUGAGUUGGACCCUCCCGGCCCCAAAGUCUAGUAGCUCCUUUUGGUUUCACCUCAACGGAAGAACUUAAGAGUGGAUCACGUGUGGCAAGAGCAGGCCACCUACUUGAAGUUGAAAUGGAUUCCUGUUGUUCUUGGUUCUCCUGAACAACAAACUAGACUUGAUCAGAACCAUGUUGAACCUUCUGUCACGCGUACACGACACACACACACACACAAUCAUGUCUGCAAUACAUAAAGAAAUGCAUGAGCUGCAUUUCUUAUCAUUUGAAGCCUUCAAAGCGAAAAGCUGUGAUUCUUCAUUUCUUCUGUGGCCAAUUGUGAGCAUCUUCCAAAAGCCUUCAAGCGAGGAAGAAGGAUCUCUAAGUGUACUAGAGCGUUUCUUAGUCAUUGCAAAUCGCUAUUAGACAGCUAUCUUGUUUUUAACUGUGAAAUAUUUGGCCCCUCCUCUUUUUAGGUGGAAAAAAAAAAAAGAAAAGAAAAGCAAUAUUAAUGGCGUCUGAAUUUUGUGUAACGCUGCAGUUUUAUCGUGACCCAACCCCUUUAGCGGGGCAUCCUUGAUGUGUACGCCCCGCUUUAUUUUCAAAGCCGAGGUGAGGUCUAAGCUUUGGAAACAUCUUCUCAUCUGUGGCAAUAUAGGAUUCAUUCGCAACAACGUCAGUCAACAAGGUUCUUCAUUUCACAGCGUCUAAACACACUUGGCUGGCUACUGAGUGGCAAAUUCAAAUGUUUGCACUCUGCCUGACACAUUAUGCAAACUGGACUGUACAGAUUUCCUCCUUUCGCACAUAAGCAGAAAUAGUCCAUGUUUAUUUUUGCAAGUUGCUCUCGUGACAGGAUUGCUUUAUCAGUGCUAAUCUUUUUAGUUUUGACCAAAGUGGUAUUUUUUUCCACGAUACUGUUAUUGUGGAUGCUUGGUUUUAAUUUUCAGUUCUGCACUUUCAACAACAGAUGGCGCCAGAUUUCUUGUGUUACCAAUUUGUUUUUUUUUAACACUGGAAGGCGACAAUAGUGUGCAGACUGAGCCAAGAUGGUGCAGGGAAGGCAUCGCCAUUUUGGCUUGAGAGGCAUUACCUAUGCAUUCCCACAUCACUGAUACUGAUAAGGGGUUUGGCAAUAACAGAGGACACUUACCUGGAAGAAUCACUUUGUCACACUCCGUCAUAUUUCUUAUGCAUCUCAGUCACUGCAUCAGUAGAGUUGCUCUUCUGUGUCAACAUAGAACUUUGUUUUAAUGUCACUGUAGGUCCAUGAGUGAGGAGUAAAAAUGUGUCUUUCACAUUACAUUACAUGCAAUAAGGGAUAUGUUGACAAACUAUCAGAUUGUUUUGAAAUAUGUUGAGGUGGUGAUUAUAAAUACCAGGCUGGGAGAAGUGUAUGAUUUUCAGAUGGGAAAAAUCAGGAUACUGAAAUCACAAGUUCAUGCUGUACAGUAGAUAUCACUUUAUAGACCACUUAAAGAUGACAUAUCAUGGUUAUAAAUCCAACUUUUUGACAUUUGACUCAUUCUGAGGAGCGUCUGUUAAAAUGCAAAUGAGAUACGUCACACCCUUUAUUAGCGGAAGUAGCGUUUACCUGCACCGCAAACUUUUUGAUUGAUUAAACGAUGUCAACAGCA
Messenger RNA from Syngnathus typhle (broad-nosed pipefish), 5173 nucleotides. It is a transcript of the gene ano8b, whose product is annotated as anoctamin 8b. Gene Ontology annotation, molecular function: chloride channel activity. The transcript is spliced from 19 exons. Lineage: Eukaryota; Metazoa; Chordata; Actinopteri; Syngnathiformes; Syngnathidae. Gene Ontology annotation, biological process: chloride transmembrane transport. Gene Ontology annotation, cellular component: plasma membrane. The coding region runs from base 215 to 3589 and encodes 1124 amino acids. The record is from RefSeq and is a predicted model, not a curated record.